GAGAAGCAAUUAUAAAGUCUGAAUGCAGUUGGAGGAGCCUGGGAAACAGAGUGGCUGGACCUCGCCUAAGCCGUGUCUCUGACUCAUUUGUGACUUCAGGCAAGUUCUUUCAAUGGGAAAAAUGACGAAGAUGAUCAGUUUCAUCCUUCUCACCACUGUUCUGGCAAUGGGCAGGGAAAGCUGGGCUCUCGGGAACUGCCUGCACGAGCAGGCGCGGCUCAGAGCCCAGGUGCACCUGCUUGAGACCAGGGUCAAGCAGCAACGAGUCAAGAUCGAGCAGCUUUUGCAUGAGAAGGAAGUCCAGUUCCUUGAUAAAGGAGAGGAGAAUAGCGUCAUUGACCUUGGAGGCAAGAGGCAAUACGCAGAUUGUUCAGAGAUUUUCAAUGAUGGGUAUAAGCAGAGUGGAUUUUACCAAAUCAAACCUCUCCAGAGCCCAGCAGCAUUCUCUGUUUAUUGUGACAUGUCCGACGGAGGAGGGUGGACUGUAAUUCAGAGACGAUCUGAUGGCAGUGAGAACUUUAACAGAGACUGGAAUGACUAUGAAAAUGGCUUUGGAAAUUUUGUCCAAAAAAAUGGUGAAUAUUGGCUGGGUAAUAGAAAUCUUCACUUAUUGACUACACAAGGAGACUACACAUUAAAAAUCAACCUUGCAGAUUUUGAAAAAAAUAGCCGUUAUGCACAAUAUAGAAAUUUCAAAGUUGGAGAUGAAAAGAAUUCCUAUGAUUUGCAUAUUGGGGAAUAUUCUGGAACAGCUGGAGACUCCCUGGCAGGGAAUUUUCAUCCUGAAGUGCAAUGGUGGGCCAGUCACCAAAGAAUGAAAUUCAGCACAUGGGACAGAGAUAACGACAACUACGAAGGGAACUGUGCAAAAGAAGAUCAGUCUGGCUGGUGGUUUAACAGGUGUCACUCUGCAAACCUGAAUGGUUUAUAUCACACUGGCCCCUACACGGCUAAAACAGACAAUGGGAUAGUCUGGUACACCUGGCAUGGAUGGUGGUAUUCCUUGAAAUCUGUGGUUAUGAAAAUUAGGCCAAAUGAUUUUAUUCCAAAUAUUGUUUAAUUGUCCCUGCUGGGCUUUCAUUUCUGCAGUUCAUCUUUGUUUAAGUGAUUUGAAAAAUAGCAAAUCUGAACCUUCACAUGUAUAAUGACGGCAGUUGUUAUGUGCACUACUUUUCUUACUUGCCUUUAUGACUUAAUGUACUUUCAGUACAGCAAAUAUGUGAUAUUCACCAAAUAAAUGUAGAUUAUGUUACUAUUUAA
Delphinapterus leucas (beluga whale) is the source of this 1260-nucleotide messenger RNA. It is a transcript of the gene FGL1, whose product is annotated as fibrinogen like 1. Gene Ontology annotation, biological process: platelet aggregation; positive regulation of heterotypic cell-cell adhesion; fibrinolysis. Gene Ontology annotation, cellular component: fibrinogen complex. The record is from RefSeq and is a predicted model, not a curated record. Gene Ontology annotation, molecular function: extracellular matrix structural constituent; protein-macromolecule adaptor activity. NCBI's taxonomy places the organism in Eukaryota, Metazoa, Chordata, Mammalia, Artiodactyla, Monodontidae.